Messenger RNA from Neurospora hispaniola, 1510 nucleotides. RefSeq names its product actin cortical patch SUR7/pH-response regulator pali. Gene Ontology annotation, biological process: fungal-type cell wall organization. The record is from RefSeq and is a predicted model, not a curated record. The coding region runs from base 378 to 1433 and encodes 351 amino acids. Gene Ontology annotation, cellular component: plasma membrane; cell cortex of cell tip. Lineage: Eukaryota; Fungi; Ascomycota; Sordariomycetes; Sordariales; Sordariaceae. The transcript is spliced from 3 exons.
ACGACCAACCUGAAAGGUUGCCUUUCCUUGUCUGAAGCGGUUGUAGUACACACAACGCGGGACAUAUCGUGGCAUUGUUGGCGUCGUGUAAUGGUUAGGCGUCAAAAAAGAUGAUCGCUCACAAGAAUGACGAGGCUGCUGGUCUUGCCCACGACACCACUAGCAUCGAAUAUAAUGUCGACAGUGUCCCAAGAUGCGUUUGCUUCAAUUUUUAGCCAACUUUGUUCAAGAGCUCAGUUAACGUCCGCCACGUGAUCCAUCCAUUGAAUGGAGAUAGCUAACAGAAUCACUACUGAGCUCUCAUAUCUACCAUCAACGACGUUUCCUUUGUACACCCGUCUUUCGACCAGCAGAAAACCCACACCAAACGCACCAUCAUGCGACACCCUUCUACACUUGUGCCCAUCGUAGCUUCCAUAGCAGCCUUCGUGCUAGUCUUACUGGCUCUCGUCGCCGGUUCUAGCAAAGGCUUCAUGGAAAGCUACGACGUCGUCACAUUCAACACGUCAACCCUUGGACAGAACCUUGUCUACAAGCAACUUAGCGGUGAUCAGCCUGGCUCAGCGGCUGAUGGAGUAUGUGAAAAGCUGGGUUUUCUCAGCAAGGCCUGCGAAGACGCUACUAGUGCGGUCGGAGACGCAAAAGACGACCUGUUGAACGCCCUAGGCGACAUUGAGAACGAUAUAGCGGACCAACUAGCAGAGAAGCUGGGUAUUCAGGAGUUCUACUCUCUUCAUGCGAGAACUGUCUGCGAGGGCGAGUACAGCCCCAGCCCGACCGCCAAAGGCGCCGGCAGGACUGUCGCUAAUUGCAUCGAGACAUUCCCUAACGGUUUCAACGUAUCCGACAUCCUUGACAAGGAACUCCGCGUCGGCCCCUUUAAGCUCACGCUAGAAGACAUUGGCUUCAGCGACGAAGUCCAAAGCGCCCUCGACACGCUCAACCGCGUCAUCAGAGCCUUCACCAUCAUCCUCAUCGUUGACGUUGUCCUCACCGGCCUCUCCAUGCUCGCGUCCCUCCUCGCCAUUUUCUUCCUCGGCAGAAAGGAACGGCCAACCCUCAUCAUCAAUGCUGUGCUCUCAAGCAUCGUCUUCAUUCUCGUCCUCAUCACUGGUGUCCUCGCUACCGUCGGAUCCCGGAUUGCCGCCUCAAAGGCGAACAAAUACGGAAAGGAUAUCGGCUUGAGCGCCAAGGCGGGAACCAAGUAUACGAUUCUCAUUUGGGUCGCGGUUGGGUUUUCAUUGCUCACAGUUGUGGGGUGGGGGUUCCAGGCGUUGAGGUAUAGGAAUGGGAAGACGAUGGGUAGCCGACACCAUGGGGCGAGAGAUAAGGAGGGGUAUAGGGACUCGGAGGAGAGUGCCAUGGCUCAAUCAAAUAGGCCGGUUUGGAAUGGUAGGGGUAUGAGGGAGGUGCAGUUUGCGAGGACGAGGUAGAGCAGGAGAGGAUCAGCUAGGCUUGGCUGUGUCUGUUGCAAACGAGUUGAGAGGUCUCAGUUGAUGAAGUUUGUGAU